This is a messenger RNA of Mus pahari (shrew mouse), 1749 nucleotides long. It is a transcript of the gene Pnoc, whose product is annotated as prepronociceptin. Gene Ontology annotation, molecular function: opioid receptor binding. Gene Ontology annotation, cellular component: axon terminus; neuronal cell body; dendrite. The transcript has 4 exons. Gene Ontology annotation, biological process: chemical synaptic transmission; sensory perception; neuropeptide signaling pathway. The record is from RefSeq and is a predicted model, not a curated record. NCBI's taxonomy places the organism in Eukaryota, Metazoa, Chordata, Mammalia, Rodentia, Muridae. Bases 360 to 923 code for a protein of 187 amino acids.
UAGGCUGGCCAUCCUCACAGUGGCUCUGAAAGCAGCGGGAGAGGCAGCUGAGGGAUCCUAGCUGAUCGGGAGUCCAGGUGAAAACAGGCUAGAGGCUGCGUCGAUGGGAGGCUGGCAUGUCACAAGUCUGAAUGCGGAGCAGGGGAGGGGGCCAGGCAGGCAGGAUUGUAGUUGGGCUGUUUGGUUGAUGAAGGGGGUCAGCGUAGGCAUGUGUCAUCAUCGAGGUAGGCAGGGAAGGGGAGGGCUGUGCGUGGGGGAAGGAUAUAUAUGCUGGUGUGGCUGACACAGAGGAACAAGCCUCACAUCUGAGAGAACCCUGUGACGGACAGCGUCAGCCUCUCGCUUCCCACUGCUGCACCAUGAAAAUCCUCUUUGGUGACGUUCUGCUGCUCAGCCUGCUCUCCAGCGUGUUCAGCAGCUGUCCCAGGGACUGCCUCACCUGCCAGGAGAAGCUCCACACAGCUCCAGACAGCUUCAACUUGAAGGUGUGCAUCCUCCAGUGUGAAGAGAAGGUCUUCCCCCGCCCUCUCUGGACUGUAUGCACCAAAGUCAUGGCCAGUGGCUCUGGGCAGCUCAGCCCUGCUGACCCAGAGCUCGUGUCAGCUGCUCUUUACCAGCCGAAGGCCUCGGAGAUGCAGCACCUAAAGAGAAUGCCGCGUGUCAGGAGCUUGGUGCAAGCGCGAGAUGCAGAGCCUGAGGCAGAUGCUGAGCCUGGGGCAGAUGCAGAGCCUAGCACAGAUGAUACUGAGGAGGUGGAGCAGAAGCAGCUGCAGAAAAGGUUUGGGGGCUUCACCGGGGCCCGGAAGUCAGCCCGGAAGUUGGCCAACCAGAAGCGGUUCAGUGAGUUUAUGAGGCAGUACCUGGUCCUGAGCAUGCAGUCAAGUCAACGCCGGCGCACCCUGCACCAGAAUGGUAAUGUGUAGCCAGAAGGAGCCCCUCCCAGCUGCACCGGCCACUGCAACCCAUGAGCAUCCAGGUGAUCCCCCGUACAGCAUGUGUCCACUCCAAGACCUGCAGGCUGGGAGUCAGGAUUCCUCCCUCCCCGAGGCACUGAGCACCCACAGCACCUCCCUGCCCAGUUGUUGUUGCCCCUCCCCCAUGGCAUGUCUCACCACGAUCCUGUUGCUACAUCAGAGUGUAUUUUUGUAAUUCCUCCAGCUAACAUUUUAAUGGCCCCAUCUUCUCUCUCAUCUUCUGCCCUCUCAUAGGGCCAGGCGAGAGGAACAUGAAAUCAGACCCGGGGUUUUGCCUCUUCACUGCCAUAACUUGUUUGUAAAAGAGCUGUUCUUUUUGACCGAUCGUUUAAAACAACUUUCUCCAUUAAACUUCUACUGAGCAAAUGGUUAAUAAACUUGCUGCCUUUUUUUUUUUUUUUUUAAUUUAACGUAUGUGAAUGCACUGUCUUCAAACACACAUUGGAUCCCAUUACAGAUGGUUGUGAACCACUAUGUGGUUGCUGGGAAUUGAACUCAGGACCUUUGGAAGAACAGUCAAGUGUUCUUAACCGCUGGGCCAUCUUUCCAGUUGCCUGAUUUUUUUUUUUAAGCGAUGCCAUAAAGAGGCAUGCAUGGACUCUGUGAGCACACACUUUGAGAAGCCACCUCUCCCAGAGCUGGAAACUCCUAGGUUGCUAUGCGUAACUAUAAAGUUGGCAAAGGAGAUGCUGGGACAUGAACAUACCGAAGACAAUAGGCACGGUGAAGCCAGAUGUAAAUGGCAGUGUGCACGUAUGAGCAAGGGCUGGAGAGG